Molecule: messenger RNA, 1983 nt
Organism: Fusarium proliferatum ET1
Lineage: Eukaryota; Fungi; Ascomycota; Sordariomycetes; Hypocreales; Nectriaceae
Product: putative amino-acid N-acetyltransferase
Exons: 2
Coding region: 1-1983 (660 amino acids)
Biological process (GO): L-arginine biosynthetic process
Cellular component (GO): mitochondrial matrix
Molecular function (GO): arginine binding; L-glutamate N-acetyltransferase activity, acting on acetyl-CoA as donor
Source: RefSeq, a predicted model, not a curated record
AUGAGUUGGCCCCGCGUAUUGAAACAGGCACCUCGAUGUGGCCACUGUGCACCAUCUACGGACUCACGCCUCAUAGCAUCUUCAAAUAGCAUUGCGACCCCGAUUCGAUCCCGAUAUCGCGGCUUUGCUUCACAAUCCGGCAAUACCAUCUCGUUGCCAUGUCUCGGCAAAGGUGCCACUCGUCGCAUGUCGGCAGCUUCUACAGCGCUGGCCAAGAAAAAGGCCAUUGAUAGAGACUUCAUUGUCUCCGUCUUGGAGGUAUCAGCUACCAAACGAGAUGCCAAAGGAUAUCUUCAGAAGUACACCGGCAAGAAUCCAAAGUCUCUCACUGAUGCACCUCUAUUCGUCCAGGGUGAUCCGCAGCAGGAAACGGAACCACUGGACAUCGCACCUCCGCAUGUUGCUAUUAUGAAGCUUCGGGUUCCACAAGAGAUCGAUGCCACAACUCUAGCGGGAGUAGCAAAUACGCUGUCUCAAUUGCGCAAGCUCGGGCUCUUGAGCGUCGUAGUCAUUGACUGUGGCAUUGAUGAAUCUCGCAUGACUUUCCAAGACCAGGCUUUCCGCCUCUGUGAAGCCAUCGACAGCUUCGGAGAACAUGGCGCUCGUGUGGUAAAGCAUGCGUUUGUGUGCUCGGAACCCGUCGGACAGAAGGGCAAAUCACAGACGACUGAUAUCCGACUUGACGAUCCUGCCUUUAUCAACCACAUUCUGCAUCAUCGCAUGAUGCCGGUUAUCCCUUCCGUGGCCAGCCGCGAUGAAACCCGUCCGCCCCAGCCUGCCGACUCGAAUCAAAUCGUGCUGGCUCUCACUAGAUACUUUGCAGGCGUGCAAUCCAAUACCACUAACACAUUUGCUGAGGCCGAUGCUGCCCCCUCAAAACCCAUUGCUCUCGUAGAGAGAAUCAUCCUUCUUGAUCCACUUGGGGCAACACCAAUGACGGGCCGGCCUGGUGCAUCCCAUCGGUUCAUUAACCUGGAACAAGAAUAUGAACCGAUUCUUAAAGAACUCAUGGGCCCUGACGGAUCCCCCCUAGCAGACGACAAGGACCUCCGUGCCUCGAUCACUGCACAUGCUGCGAAUCUGGCCCUUGCUAGAGAUGCUUUGGCGAUGCUACCUCAUACUUCAUCUGCUCUCAUUACUACACCCGGCGCUGCGGCCAAUCUUAUGAAAACGUCAUUUGAGCCCAACGAAGCUACCGGGUCUGAUUCUCUCUUUGGAAUCGGUGGUAUAGUAACAACUCGGAGGAAGAAAAACCCACUACUGCACAACCUUCUCACAGACAAGCCCGUCUUCUCGUCGUCCCUCCCAAUGGCGCGCGCACCAACGAAUUCUGGUAGGGAACCCACAGUGGGGGCAUCUGGAGGCUCAACUCUACUUAAAAAGGGUAUGCCUCUUCGAGUAUUCCCUCACCCUCGGGAGAGUCCAUGGGUUCCGCCCAAGCCUGGAAGUCCGAGACUCCGCUUGACUGAUAAGUGCAUCGACCUCCCUCGACUGGUCCAUCUCAUCGAGGACUCAUUUGGCAGAAAACUGGAUGUAGAUGACUAUCUCAAUAGAGUCAACGAGAACCUGGCCGGCGUGAUCAUCGCUGGAGAAUACGAAGGCGGUGCCAUCCUGACGUGGGAGAAACCCGAAGGUUUGGACGACCAGACCGCGUACGAGCAAGGCCGUUACGUCCCGUAUCUAGACAAAUUUGCCGUCCUGAGGAAGAGCCAGGGCAGUGGUGGUUGCGCUGAUAUUGUUUUUAAUGCUAUGGUGCGAGGCUGUCUCCCCGAUGGUGUAUCGUGGAGAAGUCGGAAGGAUAACCCGGUGAACAAAUGGUAUUUUGAGCGAUCUUUGGGUACCAGUAAGUUGUCUGGGUGCAACUGGACUAUGUUCUGGACAACACCCAAUUUGGACAGCCAAAGUCCCAUGCUGCGAGAUUAUGAGUCGGUAUGCAGGGGAGUCGAACCUUCUUGGGCUGACAAUAAACACAUUUUGGAUUGA